CCCCGACCCGAUCGGCCUUAAAAAGCUCCAACUUGCAACCAAAUCCCCAGUCGGAGCGCUGCAGAAAAGGACCACGAUGGGCUUGGGUGACUACAGCCACUGCAGACAGAGGAUGUCCCGGGGACUCUACGGAGUCUCUGGAAGGGCUGCGCUAUGGUCCCCAGUCUUCCACCCGGUGCACCGCAUGCCUUGCGGCACCUGGCGCAUCGGCAUCGAAGUGCCAGAGCACGUCCGGGCGUCCAGCCCGGUGCUGGAGCACCUCCGCAGGCAGCUGGAGCGCGCCUUUCAGCGGGCGGCGGCACGCGGGCGCGCCAGACGCGCGCGGGAGGCGGUGGCGGCGGUGGCGGCGGCCGCAGCGGCAGCACGGGAGGAAAGGAGCCGGACGCGCAUGGAGUGCGCCCUGGCCCGGCUGCGCGCGGAGCUGCUGGAACUGCGUUUCCAGAACCACCAGCUGGCCCGAACUUUACUGGAUUUAAACAUGAAAAUGCAGCAGCUGAAGAAGAGGCAGGACCAGGAGCUAGCUUCCAAACCCCAGAGCCCGCAGGAUAAGGAGAUGAAUUCCGAGUGUGGAAGCGCAUAGUGGAGAGUCCGAGGCCACCACUCCAAAGCAACCCUGAGCCCUCGCCGUAACAGGGCGCUCUGAAACCCUCCUAGCAUUAACACUAGCGAUGCUUAUGUGUGCUCUAAAGGACAAUUUGUCCAGCGAAAACUUAGGCUUAAGGAAGAAGUGGGGAAAAAAGCUAAGAAAGGGGGCGAGACUUUUUUGUUUGUUUGUUUUAAAAAUGUUCAUUCAUUGGUUUGACUGGUUAUUGUCUUAUUAGUCGAAGGGAGGAGGGGUGAGGAGGAUGGAGGUGGAAGACAACCAAAGCACUAAAAGUUUGCCUUAAUGCCAGCUUACAACGCUACACGUUACCUUCAUGUAGCAGUGCAUGAACUUGCAGAAUCUGUGCUCAUUUUUACUUUAUUUAUUUUUGGCUGAUCUAGUAGCCUUCCCAGUCCUCUUCUGAUUUGUGAAGCUGAGAAUUACUUGUGUCUAGAUUCCACCCAUACCCUCGAUGUGGCCAGCGAGAAGGGCUUCUCACCUUUUUGCUGAAUGUGGACAUGUAUUUCAGGACUUGCUGUCAUUGAAAUGGAAAACACUAACUAUUCUUCUCAUAAAAUUUCUUGCUUCAGUUGAUUCAAGUUUGAUUUUUCAAGAUGCACACCCCUAGAUUCCUGACUAAUUUAGUUCUUUUGUUCAGUUAAUUUGGGAGUUUAAGUGGUUCUUAUUGAAUUAAAAGGUUGAAUUGUACACCCAAAGUGCUUUACAAUGCAAAAAUAAACUUAAUAAAAAUAGUUGCAGACCUAA
This is a messenger RNA of Mus musculus (house mouse), 1348 nucleotides long. It is a transcript of the gene Aard, whose product is annotated as alanine and arginine rich domain containing protein. Bases 77 to 580 code for a protein of 167 amino acids. The transcript has 2 exons. NCBI's taxonomy places the organism in Eukaryota, Metazoa, Chordata, Mammalia, Rodentia, Muridae. The record is from RefSeq and is marked validated.